Molecule: messenger RNA, 1044 nt
Organism: Spizellomyces punctatus DAOM BR117
Lineage: Eukaryota; Fungi; Chytridiomycota; Chytridiomycetes; Spizellomycetales; Spizellomycetaceae
Product: ribosomal 60S subunit protein L5
Exons: 4
Coding region: 60-965 (301 amino acids)
Biological process (GO): ribosomal large subunit assembly; translation
Cellular component (GO): cytosolic large ribosomal subunit; ribosome
Molecular function (GO): structural constituent of ribosome; 5S rRNA binding
Source: RefSeq, a predicted model, not a curated record
UCUUCCUUCUCCGCAUUGAUCAUCCUCUGUGUCUUUCUCCAGGCGAGGAUUCAACCACGAUGCCUUUCGUCAAGCUCGUUAAGAACAAGGCGUACUACAAGCGGUACCAGACCAAGUACAGGCGUAGGCGCGAGGGCAAGACUGACUACUAUGCCCGGAAGCGUUUGGUGACCCAAGCCAAGAACAAGUACAACUCGCCCAAGUACCGAUUGGUUGUCCGUAUCACCAACAAGGAUAUUAUCACACAAAUUGUGUACGCCAAGCUCCAGGGUGAUGUUGUUCUUGCCGCCGCUUACGCCCACGAGCUGCCACGGUAUGGUAUCAAGCACGGUCUGACGAACUGGGCUGCCGCUUACGCCACUGGUCUCCUUCUUGCCCGACGUGUCCUUGCGAAGCUCGGACUUGACAGCAAAUACGAAGGUCAGACUGAGCCUGAUGGAGAAAAGUACGAGGUAGAACCCUUGGACGACGGUCCUCGUCCUUUCACCGCCUACCUCGACACUGGUCUCCGCCGCACUACCACAGGUCACCGUAUCUUCGGUGCGUUGAAGGGUGCCGCUGAUGGAGGUCUUCGUGUUCCCCACAGUGAGAGCCGUUUCCCUGGAUGGGAUGGCAAGGAGAUCGAUGCAGAGCUUCUCCGUGGGUACAUCUUUGGUCGCCACGUUGCGGACUAUAUGGAAUACCUGCAGGAAGAAGAUGAGGAGGCGUACAAACGUCAAUUUGCCUCUUACAUUGAGGACGAAGUUGAACCCGAUGAUCUCGAGGACUUGUACACCGAGGCACACAAAGCCAUCCGCGAGAACCCCUUGGCAGAGAAGAAGGAGCGCACACCUCUCACUGAGGAGCAGAAGAACAAGCUCAAGCGGUUCAAGAAGCAGCGUCUAGGCCUUAAGCAGCGCAAAGACCGUGUUAAGCAGAAGAAAGAGGCUUUCUUGCGCAAGUUGGGUGAGGAGGCUGACGAAUAGAGGCGUAUGUCGGCGGAUUUGUAAAAUAACAUGCAAUAUUACGGGGUUUUCCCAGCCAAUUGAACCAUCUUGAAUACCA